This is a messenger RNA of Symbiodinium sp. CCMP2456, 471 nucleotides long. The record is from the annotation of a GenBank genome assembly. NCBI's taxonomy places the organism in Eukaryota, Dinophyceae, Suessiales, Symbiodiniaceae.
AUGGUCAUUGCUUGCACUGUUCGUGUGGCAUUGGCGCAGCAGCCCUUGCUCAAUCCCUCAAUGAAGAAGUUGGCGAUGCUUGUUGCCAUGCAAGACCAGUCAAGUAUUGUCCAUGGAAUUGAGAACAUACCGAACUUGACCGGCAUUUUCCACAUCUGCGGCCGAAAUGUUCCGACACAGCUGCUGGAAUUUCCAGACGCGAAGCCUUGGGUUAAGAAGAACUUCGAGGCCUGCAUGGCUACAUUCUGGGGGUGGGCGCCCAUGUCGUCAUCUCUGUCAAGCAUUGCAAUCCACAACGAAGAAGAGCUUUGCACCUGUGCAGCUAUCGAUUCGAGCGCAUCGGAUGCGGAUUUUGAGAGCCGUUUAGGCAAAGUUUUGGAUUGUAGGUGGCUGAUUCAUGCGGACAAGAUUGCAGCCACAGCCUGCUUUGCCGAAGCCUGUCCGAGCGCAGUCAAAGAUGACUCCCAUUGA